Oldenlandia corymbosa var. corymbosa is the source of this 2024-nucleotide messenger RNA. The record is from the annotation of a GenBank genome assembly. Lineage: Eukaryota; Viridiplantae; Streptophyta; Magnoliopsida; Gentianales; Rubiaceae.
AGAAAGAUAAGAAUUUUGCAGCUUGUGCUUUUGUCUGUGUUGAUGAUGAGUUGUCCCUUGUGUCGCUCUAUUCUUUCUCUUUAUAUAUGGCUCGGUAAUCGUUGAGGCGGUGCGAUCUCCGAUUCCUACUUGAAUUCGGUAUUCGCGAUUUAGAAUCACAAUUGACUUUUAUUUCUGAUUCCUUGUUUCUUGUAACAAUCGUAAUUUUUCUUGGACUUAGAUUUGAUUUUUCUCUUGCGCUAGGGUGGGUUUUCGACAGGUCUUUUUUUUCCGAUUUGGACAUGAAUUCUCCUCUUCCCUCGUUGGAUGUGUACUUCUUCUGUAAUUGGGCCGAUUCACCAUUUUUGUUGGGCGGACUCGAUUUUAAUAAAAAUCGGUGGUAAUAGGGCCGAAAGAAAAAAUCAGCUACAAACCAGAGAAUUAACAAACGUUGUUCAUAACUUAACAUGUGUCCUCUUUUUCAGUUUCUUUUCCUGGUAGAUUGUAAUUGAGUAUGGAGUUCUGAAUGAUUGAAUUGAACCUUUGAUUCUUCGUUCUUGUAUAGACUGAUUUCAGUUUCGAGGUCUUUAAACCUGCAACUGGGCUAGUUUUAGUUUAUUGUUUCCUUUAUUGACGAUGGAAUCCAUUUCUCUAAGGCAUGCGAUUUCUACAGCUUAUGCUUUAUUCCCAGUGAAGUAUCCCCUGAACCCAACUCGUUUCACAAAGAUUGGCAUCAAUCGUCGACAUCUUUCUGUGGUUCUUUGUUCUAAGAAAUGGGACCUUCAAGAUUUUCGGAGUUAUGCAAAACCUAAAGAACUUUGGUGUGCUUCGGAGGUGAAGAUUUACAGGCCUUCCUCGUUAGAACAAAUUAGCAAUCUUUUUAAGGUGCAAAAAUGUGAAUGCUUAUACAAAGUCAGAAUACAAACUAGUGGCAUGUAUGGGUCCGGCUUAACUGAUCCCAGCUCUGGAGUGCUUCUUUGUUUGAUAGAUGAAAAUGGUAACUCAAUCUUGCAAAGGAUACCUGCUUCUCUGGGAAAAGAUCGCUCUCUAAUGUCAGAGGACAGGGAGAAUUUAGGACUUCUCAAUUUUCAGCGAAGCAAUAUUGAUGAGUUCAUUUUUGAGGGUCCAUCUCUUGGGAAGAUUGCAGCUGUUUGGAUCGGCCUAGAAUCAGGUCAGUGGAGAUUUGGAAAUCUGAGUUUAACUGUUUUCUCUCGGCGUCAAUCUCCAUCAGUAGAAGCCGACGAAGAAGCUGGACAGCUCACUGGCUUUCAGUGUGAUUUUGACAUUGGAGAAACAUUACUUGGUGAAGGAAGCGACAUAUCCAUGUUAGAACUUAGACCACGUCUGAUAACUGACUUUUCGGAGACAGGCUUUGGCUGGUUAGAUGUACAAACUUUAAAUCCAUCCUCACCGGCUAAUCAAAACAUAUCUGGUGACGAAAGCAUGAUGGAAUAUGCGAACCUGAAAUUCUCAUUGUUUCUUUAUGAUGCACUGCUUAUCCUUGGCGGCUCAUCAAUAGCUUCGAUCUCAUCUGGAGAAAGGGGAGCCUUAGCAUUCUUAACUGGUGGUAUGGGAGGUUUGUUAUAUUUGUUCUUGUUACAACGAUCAGUUGAUGGAUUACCGGCUCCGGAGUUACUUCCAUCUGAUAGGACAGAGAACUCUGAUUAUAUAUUAGGGAAAUUCAAGGGUCCUUUGUCAACCAUAGCAUUAGGAGUUGUAUUUGCAGCUAUCGCUGCAAAAUUUUCAUCAGGAGAGUUAACCGGGAGGGUUCUAACACCAAAUGAUCUCAUUUUUGGGAUGCUUGGUUUCCUGAUGUGUAAGGUUUCUGUACUAUUGGCCGCAUUCAACCCAAUGCAAAUAGGUACAAGGGAUGACAAUUGAGACAUUUGCAUCUUGUGAACAUUUCAUGUAUAUGAUAUUGUACAAACCAAACAUUUAGGACAUACCCAUCUUUGUAUACUUAACCAAACUGAUUGGAGUUAUCUUUCCACUUCUGGAAAAUUCGAACAUGCGCAUACAGAUUAUAUACUAUUUCUGCAGUCGCU